Dioszegia hungarica is the source of this 1230-nucleotide messenger RNA. RefSeq names its product histone deacetylase 8. The transcript has 5 exons. The record is from RefSeq and is a predicted model, not a curated record. Lineage: Eukaryota; Fungi; Basidiomycota; Tremellomycetes; Tremellales; Bulleribasidiaceae. The coding region runs from base 1 to 1230 and encodes 409 amino acids.
AUGCCUACAGUCGCCUACAUAUGGUCUCCAACCUUACAAAAAGCCGCAGACGCGCUGCCUGCGAAUCUCAACCGAUCAUCACUGGUCCAUGGGUUAGCCCAAUCGCUGGACUUGCUCCAGGUGGGCGUCGCAGAGCCGCUGCGAGCGGUGCUCCUCCCGCCCGACCCGAGCUUAGCAACGGCCGAAGAGCUGAAGCGGUAUCAUAGUCCGGCCUAUGUAGGGUCGGAAGGCAGCGACGCCUCUGAUUCCAGCGAUGGACCACCGCCCACAAAGAGGCUCAGAUCAGAAAAGCACGGCUUUGAACAUGAUUGCCCCGCGUUCCCACUCUUACACGAAUACUCGCUCCAAGUCGCAGCGGCCACGCUUACAGCUUGCCGGUUACUUGCUCGCGGCCAAGCCGAUAUCACCAUCAACUGGGACGGCGGGAGGCAUCACGCCCUGCGGAGUCGCGCGAGCGGGUUCUGCUAUGUUGCCGAUAUCGUCCUGGGCAUCAUGCUCCUUACCAGAGAGGGUAAGGCGGGGCCAGAAAUACCCAGAAUAAGACCUCUUCGACCCCGAGUACUAUACCUCGAUUUUGACCUACACUAUGGCGACGGCGUUGCGCUAGCGUUUCAUUCGCCAACAUCACAGCUCAAAGCCAAACCUCCCCAGGUUCUGACACUGUCGGUACAUCAUUCAGCGCCGGCUUUCUUUCCGCCCCCAUCCCCUCUAUCGCUCCUCCCCUCCGCAACGACCACCAGUCCAUUCACCUUGUCUAUCCCUCUGCUCGCAUACCCCUCUCGCGCGACCUACGCUGCCAUCUUUCCCUCGGUCGAGCGCAUCUACCAAGCCUACAAACCAGACUACGUGGUGCUUCAGCUCGGGGCCGACGGGCUUCCUGGCGACCCUAUUGGGCAAUGGGGUAACUGGUCGACCCAUGGCGAGGGGAGCAUGCUGUGGGUAGCGGAGAAAGUAAAAGGCUGGGGCGUGCCGCUGUGCGUGCUCGGAGGUGGCGGCUACAAGAACGCAGAUACGGCUAGAGCCUGGGCAGGAGUCACCGCUGCAAUGGUGGGAAGAGAUAUCGGCGAUGACGUCCCGCAUCAUGAGCAUUUCGCUGAAUACGCCCCAAGCUUUACUCUGGGUGUUGAAGAAGGCAAGGUCAAGGAUGAGAAUACGACAGAAUAUAUCACCGCGAUCAACGAGCGGUUCAAGGCAUUGUCAGAUCGAAUUGCGACAAUUGUCAAUGCAUAA